UAGAGAGACUGACUAACUCUUGCACAGCUUUCCCAGCCAUUCUAUCUGUGUAGGCCUGUCUGUCCCUGUCUGACUCACUGAUCUGGGGCCAGCGGGAGUUUACAACUGUGCCCAUCCACUCACACUCCCAUCAGUCUCCACCUGAUUCCAGACCUGCCUGCCAGGGUUGACUUUGGCUCCCCCAGCCUGGCUACUGAUGAAAGACAAGGAGAGAAGUUAACGAGAGUUUAGACAGACACACACCUUACACAGCACACAGGUGGUCAGGACCCUCAUCAGGGAUCAAAGGACCUGAAUCAACUUAAUUUGGACAAAUCUUCUCCCUUUCUCCUGUGAUGUUGAGUUCAAUGAGUCCAUGUUAUUUAGCCGACCUGAGUCACCCUUAGUUUGUUUUGGUCCAAAACCUAUUAUCAUCUGUUAGUGAUUGUCCCUCAAUGGGUUUCAUAAUGUUUUGGUGUCACAUCUGAAUCACCUGCCUAUUACUCAACUCUCUUACCUCUCUGGCCUGACUCAUUUUUAUCUUCCUUAACCCUUAUAUUGUACCUGUCUGUUAGUCUGCCCCCCCCCAUCUCUCUCAUAUCUCUUAUCUCUAUCUCUCUCUCCUGACUCGCCUGUUUGUCUGUCCCUCCAUUGGUACGACAGGUGAGGGCUGGCCCUCCUAAAGAGGAAGUGUGUGUGUGUGGUGAAGCAGCAGGUGGCUGGCGGGUUAAUGGUAUAGUGGCAAACGGUGUAAAGGAACGGUUACACCAGAGCGCAGGUAUGAGGGUGUGACGAGAUCCUGGAGGUCCUCCAGAUUCACCUGUCCUCCUAGUCCAAGCCCCACCUGCUGGAAAGUGGGAGGGAGGGAAGAAGAGAGGUGUGCCGUGCCGUGGUAACUCUUUGCAGAACGAAGGUAUGAGCUGAGAGCAGUGUGUGAUACUGAGUGCGUUAGCUGCUUCGUGGGAAAGAUUGACUUGGAUUGAAUACAGUAGGCUGGAUCUCUUGGCGUUAUUUUGGUUCUGUGGAAUAUCUCACACAAUUCCAUUGUAGCCUACUGCUCCCUUGAGUGGCUGGGGCUAAGCGACGUGGACCAGCGCCUCUACGUGUUGGAGCGCCUGGAGGAACUGGUGACGCUACAGGGCCAGCAGGAGACCCCCACCGGACCCCCCAGAGACCCCCAUCUCGGUACCUGUCCUCCCCAGCAUCCGCAGCAUCAUGAGCAGCAGAGCCCAGUGAGAGCGGUGCCGGAGGAGCCCAGUGAGAGCAGCCACACAGUUGGUUCUGAAGAGGGCGAGUCAGAAAAAGGAGAAGAGCUGCAGGAAAUAGCAGUGGAAAUGUUUCGGAAAAAAGCUUCGUCCUCCUUGAGAAUGAGAAGAAUAUCAGAAAGCAAUAGAUGGAACAUCGACCGCGGGCGCAGUUCGUCCUUCCAUGAGGUGCGUGGUCUUCGGGAGGCUGAGAUGAGGGCGGCGGCCGACGAGACGUCCAGCAGCAGCAGUGGCAGCAGCAACACCGUCCUGCAACGACUCCUCCAGGAGCAGAUGCGCUAUGACGAGGGACGCAACUACCAGCUGGCCAUGCAGGAGCAGCAACGGCAGCGGCAGCAGCAGGAAGGAGGGGUGAGCGGGGGCUACCCGGGCCAGGGAGGCCCCAACGACGACCGGCACGACUCCAUGGUGCCCCACAUCGCACGGCAGGAGCCCCAGGGACAGGAGCUGCAGGCAGACAGUGGCAUGGAGAAACUGGGCUCCCGUGGUGGGGGAAGUAGUGGAGUAGGAGGGAUGAGUGGUGCUGGGGGAGGGAGCGGCCAGGGCCCCAACCCAGAGGACUUACCCACCUACGAGGAGGCCAAGGUGCAGUCGCAGUACUUUCGCGGCCACCCGCACCACCAGCUACAUCAACAACAACAACAACAACAACAACAGUUGCCUCCGUCGGUGGGCGCAGCAUUUUACGUGACGGCUGUAACCAACAAUGGCAAGGUGCGUACGGAGGGGCGUCCCACGGUUCAGCGUCUGAGCAGUGGGGGAAAGGUGCACCAGGACGACGGGCUCAAGGACCUGAAGCAGGGCCACGUGCGCUCCCUCUCCGAGCGCCUCAUGCAGCUCUCGCUGGCCACCAGCGGGGUCAAGGCCCACGCCCCUGUCACUAGUGCCCCUCUUUCCCCCCAGCUGCCCCCUCCGGGUCCGCCGGGGGACUACUACAAGCCCUCGGGCCAACACCGGGGCCCCCCACCUGACUACCCCUUCAAGAACAUGGGCUCCUCUUCCAAACAGCUGCCACAGCAUCAGGAACAAGGUGGGCACUAUUACCAGGACCAUCGGCCAAGGGAGCAGGGCAGGAACGAGGUGCCACACGUCCGCUACCAGCCUCCGCCAGAGUACGGCUCCUUCAGGUCCAAUAAGGAGAGCUCCGUCCACUCCCAGAGGUCUGUCCAUCACCACAGCCCCACCUCCUCGGUCACCUCAGUGGGCUCUCUGUCCCGAGCCCAGUCCUCCACCCUCGGUAGUCUCCUCAGCGCCUCCCACCCCUCCCACACACACCCCCACCCCCAGGGGGACCCCUACGCCGCCAUGGCUCCCCGAAGCCCCCAGGGCCCUGGAUCACACCAGGGAGACCCAUAUUGUCCCGGGCCCAUGCACCCUCCAAUUCAGAGGGGCCACAGCUUCCCACACGACCCCUACGGCUCCACCUCCAGGAUGCACCACCAGCAGCACCACCAGUAUCAACAACAGCAGCAACAACAACAACUCCAACACCAGCACCAACAGUACCACUCCCAGUCAUCCCAGGGCCACCCUCCCCAGCACUACCCCCACCCCCAGGGGGACCCCUUCGCCAUGAUGUCCCGCGCCCAGCAGAUGGUGGACAUGGUGUCAGAGGAGAACCGGCUGCUGAAGCAGGAGAUGGAGGUGUGCUGCGAGAAGGUCACCAAGCUGCAGAAGUUGGAGACAGAGAUCACGCUGGUGUCGGAGGCCUAUGAGAACCUGGCCAAGUCAUCCACUAAGAGGGAGGCUCUGGAGAAAACCAUGAGGAACAAGCUGGAGCUGGAGGUGCGCAGGCUGCACGACUUCAACAGGGACCUCAGAGAGCGUAUGGAUACUGCCAACAAGCAGCUAGCUGCUAAGGAGUGGGAGGGAACGGAAGACAACCGAAAGACCAUCUCUCAGCUACUCACCCAGAACAAAGAGACGGUGCGUGAGAAGGAGAAGCUGGAGAUAGAGCUGAACUCACUGCACUCCUCCACGGACGACCAGAGACGACACAUUGAGAUCAGGGACCAGGCUCUCAACAACGCCCAGGCCAAAGUAGUCAAACUGGAGGAGGAGCUGAAGAAGAAGCAGGUGUAUGUGGAGAAGGUGGAGCGCAUGCAGCAGGCCCUGGCCCAGCUCCAGGCUGCCUGUGAGAAGAGAGAGCAGCUGGAGCACCGCUUACGCACGCGGCUGGAGCGGGAGCUGGAGUCACUACGCAUGCAGCAGAGACAAGGCGGCUCCCAGAGCAGCAGCAGUGGUCAGGAGUACAAUGCCACGGCUCUGAUGGAGCACCUGAGGGAGAAGGAGGAGAGGAUCCUGGCCCUGGAGGCAGACAUGACCAAGUGGGAGCAGAAGUACCUGGAGGAGAGCGUCAUGAGGCAGUUUGCCUUAGACGCUGCCGCCUCCGUCGCCACCCAGAGGGACACGUCGUCGUCAAUGAUAAGCCACUCCGCCAGCAGCAGCUAUGAGCAGCAGCUGUCAGUGGAGGCUCGUAUCCAGAAGGAGGAGGAGGAGAUCCUGCUGGCCAACCGCCGCUGUCUUGACAUGGAAAGCAGGAUCAAGAACCUGCACGCCCAGAUCAUUGAGAAGGAUGCCAUGAUCAAAGUGCUCCACCAGCGUUCCAGGAAGGAUCCCAACAAGGACCGGGAUGCCGCGGCCACCAUGCGACCCUCCAAGUCUCUGAUGUCCAUCGCCAACACGGGCGGCUCGGGCCUGCUCUCACACAGCUUGGGCCUCAGCAGCUCCCCCAUCACAGAAGAGCGCAAGGACAGCAGCUGGAAGGGCAGCCUGGGAGUUCUGUUGGGUCCAGAGUACCGUACCGAUUCUCUGAGGACAGAGUCCAUCUCGUCAUCUCCCUCCCCGGUCCUGCCCCUGACAGCAGGCCACUCUAAGACGGGCAGCAGGGACAGCUGCACCCAGACAGACAAGGGCCAGAACCAGGAGGCUAGCAGCAAGCCUAGCACCCCAGCCCUGCAGAGCACGACCCUGCCUAGCCGCCUCUCCAGCCCCAGCCCAGUCUACAUACCUGACCGCAUCGCAGAUGUGCCAGUGUUCCACAGCAGUACCCUGGAGAGGCGUGUCAUGGUGCAGUCCCACCCCCAGGCCACAUCAGCCCCACAACAGGAGGACAAUGACAUGGUGGAGAUUCUCAUCUGAACUGAACCAUGUCCUCUAUAGGUCACAGGACAGGAGGACAAUAUGUGUUUGUGCAUAAUCAAUACA
Messenger RNA from Oncorhynchus gorbuscha (pink salmon), 4451 nucleotides. RefSeq names its product angiomotin-like. The transcript has 14 exons. The record is from RefSeq and is a predicted model, not a curated record. Gene Ontology annotation, molecular function: signaling receptor activity. Lineage: Eukaryota; Metazoa; Chordata; Actinopteri; Salmoniformes; Salmonidae. Gene Ontology annotation, cellular component: lamellipodium; cytoplasmic vesicle; bicellular tight junction. The coding region runs from base 1314 to 4385 and encodes 1023 amino acids. Gene Ontology annotation, biological process: actin cytoskeleton organization; hippo signaling; establishment of cell polarity involved in ameboidal cell migration.